Molecule: messenger RNA, 1482 nt
Organism: Oikopleura dioica
Lineage: Eukaryota; Metazoa; Chordata; Appendicularia; Copelata; Oikopleuridae
Source: the annotation of a GenBank genome assembly
AUGGCCGGUAGGAGUUUCGAUGAUUUCCUACUGGCUUUCGGACAGGCGAAUGCGUUUGUUUUCAGCAGUACGACUGAAAUGCAAAAUGCGGCGAGGAACAUGUGGGAAGAUAUGAAAGACAGACCGGACGAGAUUGAUGUUUUCAUCAAAGAGACAAAUGAUGGAGAACGAGGGCGAACAAGCGCUUGGCGUGACAAAGACUCGAUCUCAAUAACUUACUGGUACUCCGCAGCAGUCCAAGCCAAACUUGGUCUACUUCUCAGAUCGUUGAAAUCGGAAUCACCUUUAUUUGCUUCUGAAAGUGCCCUGAUUUUUGCUGAUGUUGCAGUGGAGCUUUUGCGAUUCCAAGAACGAAAUUUUGGACGCGGCUGCCGCGAUCGAAGCGCUGGAAUGAUGAUUCCAACGAGCUACUUUUACGAUUUCCGCGAAAAGUCAACUUUCGCAUCGAUUAUCAAAGUCACGAAGGCUUUCUGCGAUGAACACGACAUCGAACUCAAGGAUUUCAACAUCUACAAUUCGGAAAGCGUCAAAACAGGCCUUCUUCUUUUCAAACGUCUUCGCAAAUCACUGAGACACAAGAUGAAAAAGAUAAUUUAUUUCUCUGAAAAGAUCGAAUCUGAGCAUCGCGAAACGUUGAAAUCAAUCGCAGAGAUGAACGGCGCAACGAUUUCCGAGUCGAGAGAAGAUGCCACGCAUCUGAUUUAUCAACACUCGCAAUUUCGCAAGCCAAGUAGAGAGCACUGUACGCCACUUAAAACGUGGGAUGAUCGAGUGCUUGUCCAUUGGUGGUUUUCCCCGCCGAGCUAUCAGACGUGGGUCGAUGCAGAGCUUGUGCCGACCACUGAUCGCUUUGAAAACACUGCCCAAGAGCCAAACACUAAAUGGAAGUUGAGUCAUCACUGGAUCGAGAACAGCUAUUUAUUCAACGAGUGGAUGAACGAGUGGGACUACCAGCUCAAUGCCUCGAAUAUGGAGCACAUAGGGCCAGCAAAACACCCUGUUUUCAAAGCAUUCAAGCCGUUGGACUCCGGGGAUCCAAGUUUAAAACGUAAGGACGCGGAUCUCACCUCGCCUGGUGGCCAAAAGAAAUCAAGGAGGAGUAGAAAUAAGCCGAUGAUCGAAGAAGAUCUUACAAAGGGUAUGGAAAAUCCAGACCCAUCCCCACGAGUAGAGCUCGUCGAGAUUCCCAAUAUCCCGCUUGCCUCUCAACCGAGCGCAAACAUUCCACCGUCAACCAACAGAAACCUUCGAAAUGUGACUUUAUUUGACCUUGACUGCCAAGACUACGAUAUGCCAUCGGAUAUAGUCGCGGACGCCGACCAGGUGACGGAGCAAACGCACCACAUUAUUAUCCCAUCAUACUCUGCCUGGUUCGACUACAAUGCAAUCCACGCCAUUGAAAAACGCGCUCUUCCGGAGUUCUUCAAUUCGAAGAACAAAUCGAAAACCCCGAAGUCUACCUGGCCUACAGAAAUUUUAUGA